CGAUAUCUUUAUUAAUUUCAGAAUAUAGUGUUAUCUUCUGGUCAUAAGCAACCGUUUAGAAUUUUAAAUAUUCCUCGGAGACGAAUAUAUGAUAUGUAUGAUAAUGUACUGGAAAUCCCGGACGAGGUGGAGGAUUUGCCCAGAGCUGAGCCCAUUGUACCGGGACACACGUUACUAAGACCAGCUCUAGGAAUGCUUAAAUCUUCAGUAAUGUUUCCACAGAAAGAUUACAGAAAUUUUGUUUAUGGUAAUAUAGACAAUCUGGGAAUAACUUACGGAAACACUUAUGACCGAGUUCUUUACACUGACGUGAGGAAAACUAAUUGGCUUUUGGACGUUGUCAAAUCUUUGUACACAAAUGGUAAGAACUACAGUGAUCGUAGAAAUGCUAAGUCGUACACAAUAGUGGCAAUACCCCUACAAGCUAAAAAUAAUCUGUAAGUUAUCUGAUACUUAAAAAUACAAAGAACGAAACAAAAUACGAUCGAUCUAAGCGAGAUUAUAAAAGAAAAUUAUUUUACAAAAUAUUGAACCCUAACAGAUUAACAGCCCCUAACAAAAUGCAUCGUCAUAUCUCGUGCUUAAAAUCACCUGCAGUCAACACAUUUGUCUGGCAAAAUGCCACUAUUAUACCGAGUUGCUACACUGCAUACAAAAAUCUAUUUAUAUACAUAAAAAAAGAAAGUGACUGUUACAUUAACGCCUAGUACAAAGUAAUGGUUUAAACUUGAGAUUUUUCAUAAUG
Molecule: messenger RNA, 745 nt
Organism: Papilio machaon (common yellow swallowtail)
Lineage: Eukaryota; Metazoa; Arthropoda; Insecta; Lepidoptera; Papilionidae
Exons: 6
Coding region: 94-441 (115 amino acids)
Source: RefSeq, a predicted model, not a curated record